GAAAAUAGAUGGCUCUGAUCACAAUGCGAUAACUUUUGACCUUUCGCACUGCCGUACAACAUAAACUGUAGGAGAUAAUAUCAGUCAUUUAUCGCCUGGUAUUCUUAGAUUGUGAGUGGAGGACAGUUUAGCUUCAGAUCGAAAAAAUGUCACAGCAGUUCAAGGACUUCAUAUCUGGUGGAUUUGGUGGAAUAUGUCUUGUUGGUGCAGGGCAUCCACUGGAUACCAUCAAAGUUCGUUUACAGACUAUGCCAAAACCUGCUCCCGGUCAGUCUCCAAUGUACACGGGAACUUUAGAUUGUGCCUUAAAAACUAUACGAAAAGAGGGCAUUCUAGGAUUAUAUAAAGGAAUGGGAGCCCCUAUAGCUGGUGUCACUCCAAUGUUUGCCAUCUGCUUCUUUGGAUUUGGUGUAGGAAAGAAAUUACAGCAGAAAACUCCAGAUCAACAACUAUCUUAUUUGCAGAUUUUUAAUGCUGGUAUGUUGGCUGGGGUAUUUACAACUGUGAUCAUGGCUCCUGGAGAAAGAAUCAAGUGUUUAUUACAGAUUCAGCAAGCAGCAGCACCUAGUGAAGCCAAGUACAAGGGUCCAAUUGACUGUGCCAAACAGAUUUAUAAAGAAGGGGGAAUUAGGAGCAUAUACAGGGGAACUGCUGCCACAUUGCUCAGGGACAUUCCAGGUAGCGGGGUUUACUUUGUGAGCUAUGAGUGGAUGCAGCAUAUGCUCACACCAGCCGGGCAGAACCGUAAUGAUCUCAGCCCAUUGAGAAUUCUAGUAGCUGGAGGAACGGCAGGAAUUCUCAACUGGAUGGUAGCAAUUCCGCCUGAUGUUCUGAAAUCUCGAUUCCAAACUGCUCCACCUGGCAUGUACCCAAAUGGCAUCAGAGAUGUUUUUAAACAACUGAUGAAAGAGGAAGGCAUACUUGCUUUAUACAGAGGAGCUACACCAGUUAUGAUUAGGGCUUUUCCAGCCAAUGCAGCAUGCUUCCUGGGUUAUGAGAUGUGCAUGAAAUUCCUGAACUACCUCUUUUGAUGACUUGUAAGGCAAUUCCCUUUCAGGCAUAGUGAACUGCUCAGGUGGCAUGUAAAAUUUAACUUCCCUCAGGGACCAUGUACAGUGGAAGCCAUUGGGAGUAAAAGGUUAGGCACAAUUAUUCAUACCCACCAGUGCCUUAAUGACUCAUUACAGAAGUGAUGUUAAUACGAAUUAAAGUGACAUAGCAGGGCGAAGAUUGCAACAGUACUGCUAUAAAAGUGCCCCUGACCAGACUGUUUUAGUAGAACUGCAAUAUACUUAUAUUCAACCAGUUUUGUACAAAAUUGUAUACAAUCUGUAAUAUAAAUAAACUAAUUUAAAUAAUCAAAUGCACUAUUACCUUACUAAAAGAGACCAAUCAAUUAAUCUGAAGCCUUAAGUUGUGCGGGGUUUAUAAUGUUUGUAUGGAUGUUGGUUUCAUGCUUCAAGUUCGUUCAUAUAGGCUUCUUUAUUGAAGCACAGACUGAUAAUGCAAAGUUAUACAUGUGAUUAUGUAUCACAAAUAUGUACAAAAGAUAUUGUAAAAUACUCUAUGUAUUCCUAAUGCAAGCAAACAUGUAUGUGUUUAUUCAGGUGAAACACACCUGUGAUUUAUAGGUGUUAUUAAGUUUUUAUCUGUUCACUUGAAUAAUUACCAGAAUAUCUUUUUACAAUUUUAAUGAUGUGAUAGUACAAUAGUUAUUCUUGUUUUUACUGCUGAAUUCUAACACUGUACAAAUAACAAUACAAAUAUAUAGAUCUCAACAUCUAUUUAUUCAGAAGUAGUAUCUAUACCGAAAUGUCGCUCACUGAAUAAAUAAAAAUAAAUAAAACAAAUUUAAAAAAAAUACUUGGCAUUUUUUUACCAAAAGAGCAAUAUGAAUAUGGUAAGCACAAGGACAUGUGGGCAUAUUGGCAUUAUGCUUCAAAUGCGUUUCUGUGGGCCCCAAAAUAAUUGAGACAUGAGCAGAGAUAUGCAAAAACAUUUGUAUCCUUCAGGGGCCCAUUUCACACAUCACAGGUAGAGUGAGGUUCAUGUAACUUCCAUUUCGACUGGUAAACACAAACUACCAAAAAGUGGCUUGUUUAUUUCUGGCUAACAGGAGUUCUUUGGUAAACUGUAGGCUAAUUGGACAAUGUCAACUGUGGCAAGCCACUACUGUAUACCUACAUGCAGUCAGUAUCACUAUGGUUACAUUAGUAUAGACUGUCAGCAGUAUACUUGGAUAAGCAAUAUUGAUUGGAUGGGAUGUUGAAGUUCCACAAGAACCUGAUAGAAUCAAACAUUUUUUAAUGAAACUGUGUUCUACUGAUGUCAAAAAUAUUGUAAAUAGAACAAUUUGAAAAUGCAUUUUUGCACAACAUAUUUUUACUCUGAUGUGCAGCUAUGGUAUUUCAAAAUUAAAAGAAUGGACUGAAAAAGUAUGUGUUGAUUUUGCUUAGUAAUGAUACCCACUUCUUAUGAUAUUUUCCUUUAGGAGGGCAUACAGAAUUAACAUUGGUAGUCGAGAUACAUCCCAUAUCUGUAUUCUAAUUUCGCAUAUUGCACUGAUACAUAAACUUCGCCUAGAUUUGAUACCACUUACUGGAUGUAAUCAGAAUUAAUCAUUUCUGUUUCA
This is a messenger RNA of Liolophura sinensis, 2632 nucleotides long. Its product is annotated as mitochondrial carnitine/acylcarnitine carrier protein-like. Bases 147 to 1031 code for a protein of 294 amino acids. The transcript is spliced from 10 exons. Gene Ontology annotation, cellular component: mitochondrial envelope. Gene Ontology annotation, biological process: mitochondrial transport; carnitine transmembrane transport. The record is from RefSeq and is a predicted model, not a curated record. Lineage: Eukaryota; Metazoa; Mollusca; Polyplacophora; Chitonida; Chitonidae. Gene Ontology annotation, molecular function: O-acyl-L-carnitine transmembrane transporter activity.